Messenger RNA from Helianthus annuus (common sunflower), 1484 nucleotides. Its product is annotated as chlorophyll synthase, chloroplastic. The transcript is spliced from 15 exons. Gene Ontology annotation, molecular function: chlorophyll synthetase activity. Gene Ontology annotation, biological process: chlorophyll biosynthetic process. Gene Ontology annotation, cellular component: membrane. Lineage: Eukaryota; Viridiplantae; Streptophyta; Magnoliopsida; Asterales; Asteraceae. The coding region runs from base 100 to 1224 and encodes 374 amino acids. The record is from RefSeq and is a predicted model, not a curated record.
AUAACAUAAAGAUUUUAAGUAUUUCAUAACAAGUAUACACCCAACAAAGCCAGGAGCCAACAAGUGUUAUCUCUUUCCCCAUACCUUCUUCUACCUUCAAUGGCUACAAUAUCCAUGGCUUCUUCUUUACUCAACACUCUCUGUUCUUCCACUUCAAACCGACGUCGUAUUCUACCUUUAGCACCACCUCUUUCCCUCUCUCGUUCUCGUAGAAGGUUAACUAUCAGAGCAACGGAGACAGAUGCUAAUGAAGUUAAAGCUAAGGCACCAGAGAAGGCGCCGGCGGCCAGUGGAUCAGGGUUUAAUCAACUUCUUGGCAUCAAAGGGGCUAAGCAAGAAACUGAUAUUUGGAAGAUUCGUCUUCAACUUACGAAACCCGUUACCUGGCCUCCAUUAAUCUGGGGAGUAGUCUGUGGAGCCGCUGCUUCUGGUAACUUCCAGUGGACUGUGGAAGAUGUUGCUAAAUCAAUUGUUUGCAUGUUAAUGUCCGGUCCCUUUCUAACAGGUUACACACAGACAAUCAACGAUUGGUACGAUAGAGAGAUUGAUGCUAUUAAUGAACCUUACCGUCCAAUUCCUUCUGGAGCGAUAUCUGAAAACGAGGUCAUUACUCAAAUUUGGGUGCUUCUUUUAGGAGGCAUUGGAUUGGCUGGUAUAUUGGAUGUGUGGGCAGGGCAUAACUACCCUACAAUAUUCUAUCUUGCUUUGGGUGGAUCGUUGUUAUCUUAUAUCUACUCAGCUCCACCUUUAAAGCUCAAACAAAAUGGAUGGAUUGGCAACUUUGCACUAGGAGCAAGCUAUAUUAGUUUACCAUGGUGGGCUGGUCAAGCAUUGUUUGGAACCCUUACGCCUGACAUUGUAGUUCUCACAUUAUUGUACAGCAUAGCCGGGCUUGGUAUUGCGAUAGUAAAUGACUUCAAAAGUGUGGAAGGAGACAGAAAGAUGGGGCUUCAGUCACUUCCGGUGGCUUUUGGUGAAGAGACAGCUAAAUGGAUAUGUGUUGGUGCCAUAGACAUAACUCAACUCUCUGUAGCAGGUUACCUUUUAGGAGCUGGUAAACCAUAUUAUGCCGCAGCACUUGUCGGUUUAAUUGCUCCACAAGUCUUUUUUCAGUUCAAGUACUUCCUCAAAGAUCCAGUAAAAUACGAUGUCAAGUACCAGGCUAGUGCACAACCAUUUCUGAUUCUUGGUCUUCUGGUGACUGCCUUAGCUACUAGUCACUGAUAUACAGUUUGAAAGUUGUAACAAAAUGACUAGAAAAGGUGGCCAGUCCCACCUACAAAAGGCGGAAGUUCCACACAAGGUUGGCAGUUUUGCUCCGCUAGUUUUUUUUUUAUUAUUGUUGUUGAAAUUUCUGUGUUUCUAUGCGUCCAAGUCAUUUGUGCGCUUGGUGCGAGAUAAGAUGAUAAUUGUUGUAAAUAUAGGACUAUUUGACAAUAAACUUAUGUUUACUACUUAUUUUGAUAUGAAAUCAUUUAGACUAA